GGACAAGACAGGUAACAUAUAGCUCUAAAUCAGACAGUUCGCAGCAGGUGUGAGCGUGCAUAAGUUCUUCACAGCGAUACAUGCUGGGAGUAGUAGAACGCUUACGAUCCCACAAUGAAGUUUGAUGAUAUUCUGGUACGGCUAGGGGAGUUCGGAUACUAUCAGAAACGGCUCUACCUCCUUCUGUGUAUCCCAGCCAUUAGUACGGGAUGUUACAUGAUGAUGCUGAUUGUCGCCAUGCAGUCGCCGGAACACAGGUGUAUGAUCAACGGAUAUCCAAACGACACAUAUGACAUACAGAGCGACUUCCAUCGACACCUAGUUAACGCCACCAUCCCAUCCUCCGAGGCAGACAGCACAAACAAAUACGACAUGUGUAACACCUAUUCCUACCUCGGGGGCGUCAACUUCUCCCACAUAACGACGUUAGACAAGGACUCGGCAUCUAAAGUGAAAUGCAAUAAAUGGGUUUUCGACAAAUCGGAAUUCGACGAAACCUUUGCGACACAGCAUGGUCUGUUAUGUGACGAUUCCCUGAAGACCUCACACAGUCAGAUGUUAUUCUACGUCGGCGUACUUGCGGGUGAUCUCGGCUUCGGCAUGCUGUCUGACUAUAUCGGACGUAAGAAAACUUUCCUAAUCACAUCGAUCUUACUCGUCGCCUCGUCCGUCAGCGCUGCCUUCGCGCCGGAGUAUUACAGCUUCUUAGUCCUGGAGUUUAUCGUAGGAGCGUCCAUCCACGGCUUGUUUAUGGUGUGUUGUGUCCACGGUCUUGAAUUGGUGGGGCCUAACAAGAGGAUAUGGGCUGGAAUUGUAAUCCACAUAUUCUUCGCCAUUGGACUGUGUUAUCUGGCAGGGGUAGGGUACCUCCUCAGACACUGGAAGUGGAUCCAACUGGCGGUGGCCAUUCCGUGCGCUAUAUAUAUGUUCUAUUGGUGGUUUAUACCCGAGUCCCCGCGUUGGCUCAUAAGUCAAGGUCGAUAUGACGAGGCAGAAGAGAUCAUGCAGAAGAUCGCCAAAGUCAACAAAGUGGAAACGAAUGAACGAUUUGUGGACGAAAAGACUUUAGACGCACCUGAAGGGGGACAACUCUGGCAUCUAUUUACAAACAAGGUGCUAUUUAUCAGGACAAUGAUAUUGUUUUUCAAUUGGAUCGUUGUCAGUAUGGUCUACUAUGGAGUAACAAUGCAUGCUGGCAAACUGAGUGACAGUUUUUUCUUCGGAUUCUUUCUUAUGGCCCUGGUUGAGUUUCCCGCUGGUGCUGCAACAAUUGCCUUGCUUGACCGCUGGGGCCGACAAAAACUUCAAUGCGCAUGUAUGCUUACUGCCGGCAUUGCAUGUCUAUGUACGAUAUUUCCGGUUUUAUUCGGAGGCGAUGACCUUAUGCCGUUGACCUUGACCUUGUCGAUGAUUGGAAAGUUCGGAGCUGCGGCUGCCUUUGGGGUGAUAUAUGUAUUCUCUCUCGAGUUAUAUCCUACGGUAGUCCGCAAUGGUGGCAUGGGAGCAAGUUCGUGUGUGGCACGUUUUGGUGGCAUGGCCGCUCCUUAUGUGGCACAAUCGGGAACUUUGGUUGACGGUAAAUUCGGAUUAGCUCUUCCUUUAAUGAUCUUUGGAGGGGCGUCAGUCGCUGCUGGCCUGCUAGCUCUUCUACUUCCGGAAACACUGGAACGAAAGCUCCCGGAAACUAUAGAAGAUGCUAAAACUUUCGGAAAGCCACAGAAAUCUCCGUCCAAACUCACACUGCGAUUGGAUUCCUCAACAACAAGUUUUCCCUCCCUUGAAAAUUUUACAAAACUGUGAUAUAGAUGAUAUAUAACGUGUUUAAGUUCAUUAUUGUGAUAUAUAUAAAUAUAUAAUAAUGUGUUUAUAAACACAGGUUCACACAAUUGUAUGCUUAUCAGAUUAGAUUAGUAUGGGUCGGCAUGAGCCGCACGUUAUUUGUUAUGUACGUGGAGAGAUUAUUUUUAUAAUUGUGAUAUCAUGAUACCAAUUACAACAAAUUGUUUAUUUCCAAUUCAAAGUAUUUAAUACUUUAUUGAUACUCUUUCGUUUUGAUUUUUUUAACGAUGUAAUCAUAUCGUAAGAUAAUACUAUACACGACCUAUCUGAAACUUAGACAGUUUUCAGAAUGUUUACAAAAUGAACGAUUUUAUGCAUUCCUAAUAUAUUAUGUUCAUGCCUUUAACCUUUUGUACAUUAUCAUUUUUGACGUAUUCCAUUUUCAAGGCUAAUACAAACGGUCUGUAUUCAUCACCACUCUAUUAAGAUUUAAAACGACACAGCUUUUCACGGAAGUUAAUUCAACAUCAUUUUAAAAAAAAUAUUGUUGUGUAUGUUAUUCAGGCUAACAGGAGUGAUGAAUAUCAGUUAAUAUACAACUUGGUGUCAAAUAAAAUAAAGUUAAUUGUUAAUCUAUAAUGAUAUUUGGGAUAUUGAUUCAUCGAAUGUAAUAUGGCUUGUUAACCAUGUUUAUACCAGAAUUGUACAGAUUUUUAAGAUUGCCUUUGUGAAAAAGUAAGAGCAAAAUAAUAUCAAAGUGCACAAACUCCACAAUUCUAAUUCAAAAUUGAAAAAAAAACAAGGGCAAAAUAUUCUUUUUGACACAUGGUGAGAAUUUUAUAUCAUUAUACAGGUGUUGCAUUAGUAGUAAUCACACUAGGUAUAUAGUCAGAUAUUAGUUUUUCUUAUAGGUUUUAUGAUAAUAUUUUACAUUUGUAUGUACAAAGAUAAAUUUCAUAUCCAGUAUAAAUAGUUAAGAAUAUAUAAAGACAAGAGUAUAAUAGUAUGCAUUAUGUUGUUAUUAUUAUUGUGUUGUAUAGUAUUGUAUUGUGUUGUAUAGUAUUGUAUUGUGUUGUAUAGUAUUGUAUUGUGUUGUAUAGUAUUGUAUUGUGUUUCAUAGUAUUGUAUUGUGUUGUAUAGUAUUGUAUUGUGUUGUAAAGUAUUGUAUUGUGUUUCAUAGUAUUGUAUUGUGUUGCAUGUCAGUGAUGCAGAUCUGGAGAUAGUUUCAAAUUACAUGGAUAUUUACUAAAGGAAUUUUAAAACUAAAAAUUGUAGGUCUGAAUUUUAAGUUAACUAUUUUGUGUUCAACCCUUUUCCGAUGUUAAAUCACAUUUCCGAUUACGAGACAUAGAAAACGAAUUUUAAACAUGAAUAUUAUAUCAAAAUUAUAUCAAGCUUAACUUUCUGAAAAAAAAUGAUGAGCUUUAAUGCGAUCCAAUUAGUGAGCUCACACCAGUAAUUACGUGGAUCAGACGAAAAAGUUCUUCAGUAUAUUUAUUUCCUUAGUUGUAUAUAUAUAUAAUAAAACCAGCAGAUGGAUAUUUUCAUUUGUUUUUAUGAGUUUAUUUUCGUAUAAAUAUAUGUAUAACCGGUGUCAUAUAUUGUUAACAAAUCCAUAUGCGGUUACACUGUUAAAGAUAAUUAAGCCAAAUAAAACAAUUGAUUAUCACAAGCAUAUACGUAGAUUUAAGAUUUUUUCUUCAAAAUAAGUCUUUUCAUGGAAAAAAGUUUAAUAUUAUAAAAGUGUACACCAUGUUCGCGUUGAAAAAGUUGCGCUGACUUAUGUUUGUUCCAAUCGAAGUUUUGUUGUGUUUUUUUUCUGGAUAACAUAUAAUUAAAUAUGCCAAAUCAACACUGUCAAUAUAUUCUAUUAAAAUUUUAUAAUUUACUGGAAUUUGACUAUGCCAAAAUAAGUUCGGUAACGUUUUCGAAAGGUGUGCUGGAUGACAAUAAAGACAGGCCAUUGUUUCCAGAUCAUUGUCAAGAUAUCACGAAUGAAAUGUUCUGUUAAAGAGAUAAUACACUGAUAUUCUACAAUAUGCACCCAUUGCUAUUCACAUUCUUAGUAUAACAAACAAUCACUACCGGGAGUGUCCAUGAAUGUAAACAGUUGUUGAUGACUAUGAUGCUAUGUUAGUGUUUGCUCUUCACCCUUUCCCCCUGCAAUUUUCCAUUCGAUAAAGUUUAAUCUAUGAAAAUUGGCAAUAUAUAUUGUUUUAUGACAUCACCUAGGAAGAUAUCAGACGACUGAUCUUUUUUAACACGCUCCUUUAGGUGCACACUUAAGUUCGCCAGGACUUCCGUAGCCUGGUACAACAUAUUAUCUAAGAGGUGUGUCUCAUGAUUUUUAUCCAACUUCCGGAUGUAGGUUUUUUAUUUUAUGUAAUGUAUGUUCAUCCUGUCCACCUAGAUGUCCUAAAUACGAUUAUAGUAUAUCUUAUACAAAAACAUGAAUAACACAAGUUCUAUCGACAAAACAGAAAUCAUAUAUAUAUAUAUAUUUAAUAAAAAAUAUGAAAAAUAA
Molecule: messenger RNA, 4303 nt
Organism: Pecten maximus
Lineage: Eukaryota; Metazoa; Mollusca; Bivalvia; Pectinida; Pectinidae
Product: organic cation transporter protein-like
Exons: 11
Coding region: 115-1800 (561 amino acids)
Biological process (GO): transmembrane transport
Cellular component (GO): membrane
Molecular function (GO): transmembrane transporter activity
Source: RefSeq, a predicted model, not a curated record